CUUGGUGGAGCAAAUAAGCAACCUUAACCCCGAGGACAGUCGGUGUAAACGCACUUCUCAACUUUCAGUUAUCUGUUGAUCAAAAAGGGUUAAAACUACACCCAGUCUCUCCUACUUCCAGAGAAGUACAGAAAGGUGUUCACCACUCCUCCACUCUGUUGUGACAGCUGGCUUUUUGGAUCUCUACUCCAACUUCUACCCUUCUCAACAUUUUCCAAAGGCAAUACAGACACUGAGGAUGGCGGUAAAUUGGCCAGGACUGCUGUCCAUGGGAGUGUUUUACAUGAUCGUACUGGGUACAGGUAUCUGGGCAUCCAGGAAGUCCAAACGUGAAGAGAAGAAGUGCACUGGGAACCGCAGUGAAGUUACAAUGGUUGGAGGGCGGAACCUAAACAUCUGGGUCAGCAUCUUCACUAUGACAGCCACUUGGGUGGGAGGAGGCUAUAUUUUGGGUAUUGCUGAAGUGGUCUAUGAUCCAACAAAGGGGAUGGUGUGGGCCACUGGAAUCAUUGCCUUUGCCAUAAGCAUGAUUAUAGGUGCACUCUUCUUUGUCACACCUAUUCGGGCGAAGAAAUAUGUCACCCUCAUGGACCCAUUUCAGGAGAAAUAUGGCAACGCUGUAGCUGCUGUUCUUUUCAUUCCCGCUCUCAUAGCCGAUAUCUUGUGGAUAGCAAGUAUUCUCGGUGCACUGGGAGGGACGAUAAGCGUGGUCAUGGACAUCUCCUCCUCGCUGGCUGUGGUCAUCUCUGCUUCUGUGGCAGUCCUUUACACGUUGAUGGGAGGACUGUACUCUGUGGCCUACACUGAUGUCAUCCAGCUUAGCUUCAUGCUCAUUGGCUUGUGGCUAUGUGUGCCUUUUAUACUGGCAAGCCCCUCUUCUGCCAACAUCACUGUUGCUGCAGUAACCAAGCUGCAUCAGGGGCCAUGGAUCGGCAAGCUGGAGCUGGAAGAUGCAGGUCGCUGGGUAGAUGGCCUAUUGCUAAUGGCCAUUGGAGGGCUCUGUUACCAGGCUUUCUACCAGAGAGUCCUGUCCGCAGCCACUGAUACCCAAGCUAAGAUCACCUGCUAUGUUGGGGCAAUAUUAUGCCCAAUCCUUGGCAUCCCGUCACUCAUCAUUGGGGCAGCGGCUGCAUCUACCGAUUGGAACCAGACCACCUACGGUUCUCCCAGCCCGUAUGAACAGGGAAAUUCCGGUGUGAUCUUGCCAAUUGCCCUUCAGCAUCUUUGCCCUUUUUAUGUCUCACUGAUUGGUAUGGGAGCACUUGCUGCUUCUGUGAUGUCAUCAGUUGACUCUGCACUUCUGUCUGCCGCCUCCCUACUGGGCCGAAAUAUCUUCAAGAACGUCUUCUACAAAAGGGCAUCAGAAAAAAUGAUUCUUGCAGUGGUUAAAGUGUCAGUCCUCCUGUGUGGAAUAAUAGGAGCAGCUCUGGCCAUGACAAAGACGUCCAUUUACUUCUUUUGGAUCAUCACUAACGAUGUCAUGUAUUCAAUGAUGACUCCCCAGGUGAUAUGCACCUUCUACUUGUCUCGGUGGGUGAACCACUACGGAGCCUGCUCUGGCUUUGUGUUGGCACUAAUGCUAAGAACUCUGGUUGGAGAACCCAUGAUAGGCCUUCCUGACAUCCUGCCCCUGCCGUGGGACAAGAUACAGGAGGACGGUCACCGACAACGCUUGUUCCCUUUUUGCACUGCAAUCAUGCUCAUCACCAUCGGGACUAUUCUACUAGUGUCACGCCUUGCUGUGUGGCUGUCUGAGAAGGGGCUGCUGAAAAGAAUAAGUGACGCUGGAACGGACAAAAACAUACGUUACAUGGCACCAGGCCGAACAGAUGUGGAGGAAAAGGAGACUGAAUAAAGAACAGUCUCACUUAUCUAUCUAUCGAUUCAGCAUUGCAUUUUAAUUAACUUGGGGGACUCGCAAGAGACAUUAAAGAAGAUUAGUCAAAAUCUGUUUUGCAGAGGUCAAGAUAUCCUGACUUUCAGCUCAGAGUUUGGCUAAAACACCAAAAAUACUGGAUCCUACAAUUCCCAUGAUACAACUGGAUAACAACAACUUCUCAGAUUGUCUGUGCACUAAAUUGCCAUGUUUUUGGAAUUGUAGCUUUGCAUAGUUUUCAGAAAAUAAUUACUGAGUUAUCCCUUUAUGCAUUAAUGGAGUUACUGUAUUUUUAUGCAAUAACUGUAUUUUCUAUUAAGUAGGUAAAAAAAAAAAAAACGUGCAAAAUGGAU
Molecule: messenger RNA, 2229 nt
Organism: Sebastes umbrosus (honeycomb rockfish)
Lineage: Eukaryota; Metazoa; Chordata; Actinopteri; Perciformes; Sebastidae
Product: high affinity choline transporter 1-like
Exons: 9
Coding region: 239-1855 (538 amino acids)
Biological process (GO): transmembrane transport; acetylcholine biosynthetic process; choline transport
Cellular component (GO): plasma membrane
Molecular function (GO): choline:sodium symporter activity
Source: RefSeq, a predicted model, not a curated record